Sphenostylis stenocarpa is the source of this 186-nucleotide messenger RNA. NCBI's taxonomy places the organism in Eukaryota, Viridiplantae, Streptophyta, Magnoliopsida, Fabales, Fabaceae. The record is from the annotation of a GenBank genome assembly.
AUGGAGCAGUGGAUGGUGCAGAAGGUGCGUUUUGUGUUGGCUACUUGCGAAAGGAGUAAGGGAGAAAUUCACCAAUGGUGCUCAACCGAAUCUGUAAAAGUUAGGUUAUGUAUGAUUGAAAGAAAUUUCAUGGACAAAGAAGACUAUGAUUCUGAUGUCUUUAUGAGAAUGGGUGAAUUACGGAAC